CCGCCCCUCCUUCCUCCUUCCAGAUAGAGAGCGGGGCGGCUCCGCAACGCAAGCCGCGGCCAGAUCCGGAGCGAGACGGGGCUUCGCGCGCAGUUUUCCCCGCAGCAGCAGCGCAGUCCGGGGUGGGGGUGAGGGAAUCCCUCCGCACCAGCAUCCACAGCCAGGAAUGAGCUAUCGGACCACCCGCCCGGGAACUAUGGAGAAAGAGAUCAGCGUGGGGGAGGACGCCGAACUCCGGCUGAUCCUGGUGGGAAAGUCCGGAGGCGGGAAAAGCGCCACGGGCAACACCAUCCUCGGCCGGCCGGUGUUCAAGUCCAUCCUGGAGCCAAAUACCACCACCGUGAAGUGCCAAAGGGGUGAAGGAAGCUGGCGGGACAGGAAGAUCUCCGUGGUCGACACACCCGACAUUUUCGAUUCGGAAAACCACAGUGAGAUUGUGCAAAAUGAGAUCGCGGCUUGCGUCGAACUCUCCUGGCCUGGCCCGCACGCCCUGAUCUUUGUGACCCAGGUGGGGCGCUUCACAGCCGAAGAUGUGACAGCUGCAAAGCGUGUCCGGGAGAUCUUUGACGGCGAGUCGGCCAGGCACACGAUCGUCCUCUUCACCUGCAAGGAAGAUUUGAGAGGGGAAUCCCUGCAGGACUACGUCCGAAAUUCCAACAAUCCCAAUCUGCAGGCGCUGAUCCAGGGGUGUGGGAACCGCUUCUGCGGCUUCAACAACAAGGCCGUGGGAGCCGAGUGGCAGGCGCAGGUCUCGGAGCUGAUCGAGCUGGUGCAGAGAGUCGUUUCAGAGAACGGGGGGAGACACUACGUCAGCUGGAUGUACGACAUCCCCAUGGCAGCUACGGAUGACGGGGCCAAGCCGGCUCCAGUUUCCCUGAUGGAUGCUCCUGUUCGUCCUGCAGAGGGAGAAUGGGGAGACCGGACGAUGGACAUUACGGCAGCCGGCAGACCCGUUCCAGAUUCCGUGAUGGGUGCUCCUCUUCGUCCUGCGGCUGGAGAACGCAAAGAAGUGAUGAUGGAAGGGGAGAACUCCGAACUCCGACUGAUCCUGGUGGGGAAGUCUGGAGGCGGGAAGAGCGCCACGGGCAACACCAUCCUCGGCCGGUCAGUGUUCGAGUCCAUCCUGCAGCCAAACACCACCACCCUGAAGUGCGAAAGGGGUCAAGGAAGAUGGCACGAGAGGAAGAUCUCCGUGGUCGACACACCCAACAUUUUCGAUUCUGACAACCACAGUGAGAUUAUGCAGAAUGAGAUCAAGGCUUGCGUCGAACUGUCCCGGCCUGGCCCCCAUGCCCUGAUCUUUGUGACCCAGGUGGGGCGCUUCACCGCCGAAGAUGUGACAGCUGCAAAGCGUGUCCGGGAGAUCUUUGGGGACGAGUCCGCCAGGUACACGAUCGUCCUCUUCACCUGCAAGGAAGAUUUGAGAAGGGAAUCCCUGCAGGAGUACGUCCGAUAUUCCGACAACCGCAAUCUGCGGGAGCUGAUCCGGCGGUACGGGGACCGCUUCUGUGGCUUCAACAACAAGGCUGCGGGAGGCGAGCAGGAGAGGCAGGUCUCGGAGCUGAUGGAGCUGGUGCAGAGAGUCGUUUCGGAGAACGGGGGGAGACACUACGUCAUCCGGCUGCUCAAGGUGCCCAAGGCUGCCACGUGGGACCACGGAGCGGGAGCGAAGGAAGAAGGGGACGAUGCCGACCUCCGGCUGAUCCUGGUCGGGAAGUCCGGAUGUGGAAAAAGCGCCACGGGCAACACCAUUCUCGGCUGGAGGGAGUUCGAGUCCCUCCUGGAAGCGAAGACCACCACCCGGACGUGCCAAAGGGGGCAGGGAACCUGGGAAGGGUGGAAGAUCUCCGUGAUCGACACGCCAGCCUUUUUCGAUUCCGAAGAGAUGGAUCCGUCACUGGAGACAGAGAUGAAAAAAUGCCAUCAGAUGUGCCAGUCGGGUCUUCACGCCUUCAUUUUGGUGACCCAGGUGGGGCGCUUCACCAAGGAAGACAAGGCGGCCGCAAAGCGGGUCUGGAAAAUCUUUGGCGACGAGUCUGUCAGGCGAACAAUCAUCCUCUUCACCAGCAAGGAAGACCUGGGAGGGGUCUCCCUGCAGGAGUACAUCAAAAAAUCCGACAACCCAAAACUGUGUAAGCUGAUUAAGAAGUGCGGCAAUCGCUUUUGUGGGUUUAACAACGGGGCCGAAGGAACCGAGCGGGACGACCAGGUCACAGAGCUGAUGAAGAAGGUCCAGAAGAUGGUCGAGGAGAACGGAGGGCGGCCCUAUUGUAUCCCAUCAGAAAAACCAAAACUUUCUUCCAAAAUCCCUGGUUUUCCCAAGAAGAAGAGCCAUCAGUAAACACUGAGAUAUAACGUCUGGGGGGGGGGGUAAUUUCUUUCUCGGCUUUUUUCAAUCACCCCUCUCCAGUUCUCUCGUGAUUCAUCUUAAUGCAUUAAUUGUACCUUUUCCAAUAUUGGCAAGUGCUGAGAUUCAAACCUCCACGAGUCCCCGUCCUUUUGGAUGACAACCAGCAAUUCGAGCCGGUUCCCCCCCCCCUUAUGCCAGACCUAAAGUUUUUGUCAGAUUAUUCUUUUCCCUGCAUAUGUGUUCCCAUUUGGGGCCUGCCGUUCUGCUGGGAGGAGGGGGGGGCGGAUCUGCUGUCGCUUGGGAUAACUUUCGCUUUCUGCUUUCCCUCCCCUGCCUCUCUCCACCUGAAAGAAGAUGUCGCCCUUAUCAGGGAGACAGUUGCGGGAGACACGAAAGCUGGAGGAGACCUUGAGGUGCACACCAACUCGUGCCAGUUACCCGUAACAUCGUGGCCGCCUGUGGAUUGACUGGAUUUCAAACAGACAUUGUGACUUUGGUGGGCGGAGGAAGAUUGCUGGUUUGACCGUGCCCUUUUUGAGUGGGAUUUUCCCCAGAUCUUGCCUUGACUUCCCUGCUGUCACUAACCCCCUAAUAAAAAGUAUCCUUUUCAGACGA
This is a messenger RNA of Crotalus tigris (Tiger rattlesnake), 2965 nucleotides long. Its product is annotated as GTPase IMAP family member 8-like. Gene Ontology annotation, molecular function: GTP binding. The record is from RefSeq and is a predicted model, not a curated record. The transcript has 10 exons. Lineage: Eukaryota; Metazoa; Chordata; Lepidosauria; Squamata; Viperidae. Bases 167 to 2341 code for a protein of 724 amino acids.